This is a messenger RNA of Thamnophis sirtalis, 5900 nucleotides long. NCBI's taxonomy places the organism in Eukaryota, Metazoa, Chordata, Lepidosauria, Squamata, Natricidae. The record is from RefSeq and is a predicted model, not a curated record.
AUGGCUACUGGGGCAUUGCUGGGUGCAGAAAACUUUCACCGAUUCACUCCUGAAUCCUUGGCCACCAUCAAGAAACGUAUCAUGGAGAAGAAAGACUUGCCACCCGCAGAGAAGCUGAGGCCCCAGCUGGAUCUCCAGGCUUGCAAAAAAGUCCCUGCCCUUUAUGGAAACCCCCCUGUGGAACUUACUGCAGAACCCUUGGAAGAUCUUGACCCCUACUAUCAUGAUCACAAGACAUUUAUGGUCUUGAACAAAGGAAAAACAAUCUUUCGAUUUACUGCCACAAAUGCUUUGUACAUCUUCAGUCCUUUCCACCGAAUCAGGCGGAUGACAAUUAAAGUUUUAGUUCAUUCAUUGUUUACUUGGUUUAUCAUGGUCACUAUUUUAACGAAUUGCGUUUUCAUGGCUCUUUCGGAUUCAUCACAGACAAACAGCAAAGAGAACUCUUCAAGUCUGAAGGUUAUUGUUGGAGCCUUGAUCCAGUCGGUGAAGAAACUCACAGACGUGAUGAUCUUGACUGUUUUCUGUUUGAGUGUCUUUGCCCUCAUUGGCCUCCAACUCUUCAAGGGGCACCUGAAACAGAAAUGUGUCAGGAACUAUACGGAAUUUAUCAAUCAGAGCAUAAGUAAUAUUUCCUAUGAUACUUUCAUCAACAAUAAAGAAAACUACCAACUGAAAAAGGGCACUGAAGACUAUUUGUUGUGUCGCAAUGGCUCAGAUGGAGGGACCUGCCCACCACAAUACGCAUGCCUGAAAGUCGGAGAUAAUCCUGAUUUUGGCUUCACCAGCUUUGAUACUUUUGGCUGGGCUUUCUUGUCCUUGUUCCGCCUCAUGACGCAAGACUACUGGGAACGCCUCUACCAACAGACACUGAGAGCAUCUGGGAAGAUCUACAUGCUGUUUUUCGUGCUGGUCAUUUUUCUGGGCUCGUUUUAUCUGGUCAAUCUAAUCUUAGCUGUGGUCACCAUGGCUUAUGAAGAACAGAGCAAGGCCACCAUUGCUGAAACAAAGGCCAAAGCGGAAAAAUUACAGGAAGCCAUGGAAAUGCUAAAAGAAGAGCAAAAGGUGUCUAUAACUCUGGCUGCUUUCAUUAAAACGACUAAAAGAACAUUGUGCAAACCUACGCUUAUCUCCAGCUAUGGUUAUGGGCCUUCUUCAAACCCAGCAAAACGGAGGCCAAGUCAUGAGAGUGUCUUCAAUUUCCACCUAUCAGGAAAAGAGACUGGAGCCAAGACUGAAUGUGGGGAUGACGAAUCCAACAGUGUUGGGGAGAUGGAGCGUGGCUAUGUUUUUCCUACACGCAGAAUGUCUUUGUAUGAUGAAGCUAACAAGAGGGUUCAAGUUCAUCGACUGUCCGUUGAUUAUUACAACCAGCCACUUCAGAGGCAACGGACACCGAGUGCGGUCAGCAUUAUCACCAGCGUCCUUGAAGAGCUUGAAGAAUCAGAUCGAAAAUGGCCUCGCUUCUUGAGCAAGUUAGCCCGCAAGUAUCUUAUCUGGAACUGUUGCCCUCUGUGGCAGAAAAUAAAGAAGAAAGUGGGUGUGGUUGUGAUGGACCCAUUUACCGACCUCAUCAUCACCCUCUGCAUUGUGAUGAACACUCUCUUCAUGGCCUUGGACCACUACAAAAUGACCCCUCAGUUUGAACAGGCUCUUUCAUGUGGUAACAUGGUAAGCAAAUCCUGAAGCAGAAAAGAAUCUACCCCUAUUUUACAUCCAUAAGAUUCGGUUGUUCCCUUUGGCUGGAGGGUUAGGAGAUCUCUGGUCAUUCAAUGGACUGUUGUAAGUUGAGGACUACCACAAGUAAAUGGACUUAAACUGAUUUGAUCUUUUCGUCUUCAACAGAUGAGAGUCUUCAAGCUGGCAAAGUCUUGGCCCACCUUAAAUACCCUGAUAAAAAUCAUCUUAAAUUCAGUGGAUGCUCUGGGAAACCUCACUCUGGUCCUGGCCAUUAUCGUCUUUAUUUUUGCUGUAUUUGGGAUGCAACUGUUUGGGAGCAGUUAUAAACUCUCCUGCAAGAAGUUAGAUCCCACUUGCAAAGUUCGCUGGCACAUGGAGGAUUUUUUUCAUUCUUUCCUCAUUAUCUUCCGAAUCCUGUGUGGGGAAUGGAUUGAGACCAUGUGGCACUGCAUGGUGGUGGCUGACCGGUCCCUGUGCCUGCUGGUCUUCGUGAUGGUGAUGGUGAUUGGGAAUUUAGUGGUUCUCAAUUUGUUCAUCGCCCUUCUGCUGAAUUCCUUCAGUACCGAUAACCUGAAAUCGCUCCCAGAAGAGGACAGGGAGACCAACAACUUGAAGAUUGCCUUUGCUAGGAUCCACAGAGGGCUCCAUGUUGCAAAACAGGCCACCCUGACCAUUUUCCUCCGAGCUCUGGGGUGGAAAAGGAAAGCAGCCACCAAGAAAGUAAAAUGUGACUUGGAGAAAAGUGAGGUGGAACUGAGAAGCGAUGGCCAUAAUUCCAAAGAAAGUCACAGCAGCUCCCGAGUGAGCGAGAAGAACAAUCAAGAUGACUUCAUCUCCAAUCCCAGUGUGUUUAUCUGUGUUCCGAUGGCUCGUGUGGAAAGUGAUAGUGAUGAUGUCUCUGAAGACCUGGGCCCAGUCGUGGAGACAGAGUGCACAAAGCAGCAGGAAAACCAGUUGCGCUUGAGGAGAGAAAAGGACAAAAGCUGUGAAAUCUGGAGCCGGACGUCAAAAAUUUAUAUCCCUGAGGAAAGAAGUGUAGAAGUGAAAGUUGGAUCCUCGCUGCCCAAGGAAAAAGAGAAUACCGACUCAACCAGUUGUUCAGAAGGCAGCACCGUGGAUCUGAUGGACCCAGAUGAGUUCCUGAAGAACAACUCGGAGCUCGAUGAUGAUUUCAAGCAACCAGACAACUGUUUCCCAGAAAGUUGUGUUCACCGUUAUCCUUGGUGUACCGCGAAUACGACAAAGUUCCCAGGGAAAACAUGGUGGAAUUUAAGAAAGACAUGUUACCAAAUUGUGGAACACAACUGGUUUGAAAGCUUCAUUGUGUUCAUGAUUUUGUUAAGUAGUGGAGCGCUGGCAUUUGAAGACAUUUACUUGAGUGAAAGGAGGACUAUUAAAAUCAUGCUGGAAUAUGCUGACAAAAUCUUCACCUACAUAUUUGUCUUAGAGAUGUUGCUGAAAUGGGUGGCUUAUGGAUUCCACAAAUACUUCACUAAUGCUUGGUGCUGGCUUGAUUUCCUGAUUGUAGACAUCUCCUUGAUAACUCUUAUAGCACCUUUGCUUGGAAAAUCAGACAUGGGGCCCAUGAAAUCUCUCCGCACAUUGCGAGCUCUGCGACCGCUAAGAGCCCUUGCUCGAUUUGAAGGGAUGCGGGUGGUGGUCAAUGCCUUGCUUGGAGCCAUUCCUUCCAUUAUGAACGUGCUGCUUGUCUGCCUGAUUUUUUGGCUCAUCUUUAGCAUUGUUGGAGUCAGCCUGUUUGCCGGAAAAUUUGGAAAAUGCAUUAACCUGACUGAGACAAAUAGCGUUAUCAACGAAAGUGUCAUUUUUCGGAAGUCAGAUUGCAGGAUGAAAAACAUCACGGGAGGACUCUAUUGGAUCACUGUUAAAGUGAAUUUUGAUAAUGUUGGCCUAGGCUAUUUGGCUCUUCUUCAAGUGGCAACUUUUAAAGGUUGGACGGACAUAAUGUAUGCAGCAGUUGAUUCAACAGGAGUUGAGCUUCAACCAAAAUGGGAAUACAGCAAAUAUAUGUACAUCUACUUUGUGAUUUUCAUCAUCUUUGGCUCUUUUUUCACUCUGAAUCUUUUUGUGGGGGUUAUUAUUGACAAUUUUAAUCAACAAAAGAAAAAGUUCGGUGGAGAAGACAUCUUUAUGACAGAAGAACAAAAAAAGUACUAUAAUGCUAUGAAAAAACUGGGAUCAAAGAAACCUCAAAAGCCUGUUCCAAGGCCAAUGAACAAGUACCAAGGAUUCCUUUUUGAUAUUGUGACUCACCAAGUGUUCGACAUCGCCAUCAUGAGCCUCAUCUGCCUUAAUAUGGUUACGAUGAUGGUGGAGGCAGAUGACCAGUCUCAGGAGAAGGUUCAAGUCUUGAACAAGAUCAACAUUCUCUUUAUCACCCUGUUCACAACUGAGUGUGCCCUGAAACUGGUGGCCCUGAGACACUACUAUUUUAUCAAUGGGUGGAAUGUUUUUGAUAUGGUGGUUGUGAUCAUGUCAAUUAAUCUGAUCCCUUUUGCCUUCCUUUCAGGUAACGUUCUUUCUGGGAUUGUAGUCGCUUUCUCGCCUACGCUUUUCCGGAUAAUCCGUUUAGUACGGAUUGGACGAAUCCUUCGGCUGGUUCGAUCCGCCCGAGGAAUCCGGACCCUCCUUUUUGCCCUGAUGAUGUCUCUCCCUGCUCUGUUCAACAUUGGCCUCCUGCUUUUCCUGGUGAUGUACAUUUAUGCCAUCUUUGGCAUGGCCAACUUUGCCUACGUCGUCAGGGAAGCUGGGAUUGAUGACAUGUUUAACUUCGAGACCUUUGGGAACAGCAUGCUCUGCCUCUUCCAGAUCACAACUUCUGCUGGCUGGGAUGGGCUCCUCAGCCCCAUUUUGAACACCGGGCCGCCAUUUUGUAAUCCAACGCUCAACGUCCCUUCAACGUCUUCUAAAGGGGAUUGUGGAAACCCUGCAAUGGGGAUCAUCUUCUUCGUGACUUACAUCAUUAUAUCUUUUCUCAUUGUUGUGAACAUGUACAUCGCUGUCAUUUUGGAGAACUUCAACGUCGCCACGGAAGAAAGCGCCGAGCCUUUAGGGGACGAUGACUUUGAAAUAUUUUAUGAGGUAUGGGAGAAGUUUGACCCCAAGGCCACCCAAUUUAUUUCAUAUUCUGAGCUGUCUGACUUUGCCCACGCUUUGGUGGAUCCCUUGCGCAUCCCUAAGCCAAAUAAACUUGAGUUGAUCGCAAUGGAUCUUCCCAUGGUCAGUGAAGACAGAAUCCAUUGCUUGGACAUUCUCUUCGCUUUCACCAAGAGGGUUCUGGGAGACUCUGGAGAGAUGGACACACUCAAGCAGCAGAUGGAGGAGAAGUUCAUGGCUGCUAACCCAUCCAGGGCUUCACACGAACCAAUCACCACCACCCUCCGUCGUAAGUAUGAGGACACUUCGGCUAUGGUCAUCCAGAAAGCCUUUCGAAGUCAUUUGCUUCAACGUUCCAUGAAACAGGCCUCAUUCUUACACCGUCACCAGAACUGUGAUGGUGAUAUCCUGGAAGAAGAUGCUCCAGAAAAGGAAGGUCUCAUUGCCUUUUUGAUGAAUGAAACUUAUAUCCAAAAUCUGGAAAAGUCUCAUACUCCGUCUUUGGAGUCUAUCCCUCCCUCCUACCACAGUGUUGCAGGAGACCAGGGUGGAGAUGAUGAUGAAGACCACAAGAGGUUUUGUGACCAGAAAACGGCAGAAUCUUCUAAGAUUGAGAAGCUUAGAGAUGGUCAACUGUCUCCCGAUAAAGACAAGAAAUCCAAUGUUUAAUCAAGGACUUUGGAGCAUAGUAUUAAAAUAAAGAUAAGUUGCAACACAUACAGAGAAGAACUCUUACUUAUCUUAGUGAUCUAAGAGUUGUUUAUCUAACAUUAAAACAUUUAAUAUUUUUGACCAUGUUAGGUUUCUGGCAGUUUGACAGCAAGAUAUUUACAAACUGUGUUUCUAAUUGAUCUAUUGGGAAUCUGGUGGUCAAGCUGAGAUUAUAAUUUCCUGGCUACCAUUGAACUAAAAUUCAGCUUCUUUUGUUCAACAUGGAUCAAGCUGGCAAUCAUAGAAUUUUUUCAAAUGUUUCAAUUUCUGAUUAGCUUCCAAGUAAUUCAUAGUUGUGAUUCUCUGGAACUCCUGACCAAGGAACAGUUUUGAUGCACAAGCUACGACUCUCAUUACCACCUUUGGAUACUGUUUGAAUGAUAUGUCCCACACUU